AUGGCCACUGUCGAUCGUAGGGCCAUAGUUGUUGGCAUCAGCGGCUGCUCGUCCAGCGGCAAGACGACGCUGGCAAGGCUGCUCCGCGAUGUCUUCCCAAACUCGUUUAUUCUCCACGAAGACGACUUCUACAAGAAUGACAAGGACAUUCCCAUAUCAGUCGAUGGUCUUGCCGACUGGGACUGUGCAGAGGCACUCUCACUCCCCGACAUGGAAAAGGCGCUCCUCCACAUCCGCACGCAGGGUACUCUGCCGCCCUCUCUUUUCUCUAAGGAAGACCAGAACUCUGUCGGCAACUGCCCUGUUCCCGAUGCUGCAAUUGAGGCGCAGAAGGCCAAAGUCCAAGCCUGGCUCCAACCGGGCCAGCCAGGCAACAAGCUCGUAAGGGGCGGCGGAGGCGGCAACACACUACGGAUUUGCUUUUUCGAUGGCUUCCUGUUGUAUUCAGAGAAAACACGCGCGUCCAUGGAGCUGAUCGACGUGCGUCUGUUCCUACGGGUGAGCCACGCAAAGGCGACGCAGCGUCGUGAGGCGCGGGACGGCUACGUGACCCUCGAGGGCUUCUGGAAGGACCCGCCAGGUUACGUUGACAAAAUUGUAUGGCCUAACUAUGUCGAGGCGCAUAAGUGGCUGUUUGACAAUGGCGAUGUGGAAGGCACCCCGAACAAAGCAACGCUUGAGGCAAACGGCAUUUUGACCCAGCUGGACAAGGGCAUCGACAUCGAUAUGUUAACGACGCUGGAGUGGGCUGUGGACACACUGAUACGCGAGCUGGAGAACAAGUACUUGUGA
Messenger RNA from Sporothrix brasiliensis 5110, 792 nucleotides. RefSeq names its product nicotinamide riboside kinase. Bases 1 to 792 code for a protein of 263 amino acids. Gene Ontology annotation, cellular component: cytoplasm. The transcript is spliced from 3 exons. The record is from RefSeq and is a predicted model, not a curated record. Lineage: Eukaryota; Fungi; Ascomycota; Sordariomycetes; Ophiostomatales; Ophiostomataceae.